GUUUUAGAGAACUGAAUAAGUGUGUUCACUGAUCCCGCCAAAAAGUUAUUUAUUUCCGCGGAUUUAGAAAAACUCGAUGAAAAACUAAUAAAACAAGUGAAAAACUGAAGACAACGUCAAUAUAAUGAGUCCCACAAAUGCGUCGCAGCCAGAUCUUAGCAUCGACGAUGAAGACGAGAUACUGGCGUUGGAGAAACUGCUGGGCGCAGCGGAAGACGACAAUGCAAACGCAGCGAAAAGUGAAAAGCCGGAGAAACCCACUUUGGCCAACGCAGUGCCUAAACUGAGGGAAGACAGCAGUUUUGCGGAAGCAUUCAGCUAUGAGAAAACAGUCCAGCCAGCGAAGAAGUCCAUUAAGGAGGUAAGAGUGGGCGCGAAGGAGCCGGAGGUGGACUCUUCUGACGACGAGGAUGUCAAGAAUUUCCUGGAACGCAAGUAUAAUGAAUACGGAAGUGACAUCAACCAGAGCCUGAAGCAGCAGCGGGAGAACGCCCACGAGUCCCGGGUGGCCAGGGAAGUGGAUCAGGCCCUGAAGGCGAGCAGCACCAAGAUGGUUACCUCCACACCACAGCCGCCGCUAAAGAAUCCCCACAAUCCCAUCAAGCGCCAGUCUGCGGUGAGCAGCUCGUUUCAGAGGCCACCCACAGCUGCGGCUGCCGUGUCCUCGUCAUCCCAAUCAAGUGCUCCCGCUUCUGCUGUUUAUACAGAUCCGGUUUUUGGACUGCGCAUGAUAAAUCCGUUAAUCUCGAGCUCACUCCUCCAGGAGCGCAUGGCUGGCAGGAAAUCGGUGCCCUUUGCCGGUGUAGCCUUUCACAUAGAGCGUGGUGACCUGGCCAAGGAUUGGGUUAUCGCGGGAGCUCUAGUCUCUAAGAGCCCUGUGAAGAACACCAAGAAAGGCGAUGCCUUCUCAACGUGGAAACUUUCCGAUCUUCGCGGCGAAAUCAAGACCAUAUCAAUCUUCCUCUUCAGGGAGGCGCACAAGUCGCUGUGGAAGACGGCUGAGGGCAUGUGCUUGGCUGUAUUGAAUCCCACAGUAUUUGAGAGGAAAGCCGGUAGCUCUGAUGUGGCAUGCCUCUCUAUUGACACCUCCCAGAAAGUGAUGAUCCUUGGACAAAGCAAGGAUUUGGGCACCUGUCGAGCCACGAAAAAGAACGGAGAUAAGUGCACAUCGGUUGUCAACGCCACCGAUUGCGACUAUUGUGUGUUUCAUGUGAAGCAGGAAUACGGCAAGAUGUCCCGCCGUUCCGAACUGCAGUCUGCUACCGCUGGACGUGGCCUUAACGAGCUAAGAAAUAAGGUGUUGGGUAAAAAUGAAGUGUUUUAUGGCGGCCAAGCCUUUACCGCUGUUCCCGCCAAGAAGAGCGCUAAACUGAUCAACAAGGAACGCGAUCGUCUGAGCAAGCUGGCUGGCUACGAUGUCUCACCUUUUGCCCAUGCUGUUGAUCAUGCCUCUAAACCCAAGACAGCAGAGAAGCCACAAGUGCCAUAUGCCGAGCGAACCGGGCCCGUUUCCCGCAUGGCCGGCGGUGUGGAGGCUCCAAGUAAGCAGCGAUACCAAGAUCUUGAACGAUUGCGUCUGCUGAAAGCGGAAAAUGAGCGUUUUGAAAAGGAAAAAGCGGCAAAGGGUCAGGUUCUAGGAGGAGGAACUAGUCAGACAACACCCAGUAGAGAUGCGCCAAGUACACCCACCACACCCAUUACACCAGUGCCGGAUAAGUUCAAGAAUCGCGGCUUCUCAUUCGAUGCCAGCCUAACGCCCAAGCUUUCAGGCAGCGAGAACUUUUCUUUUGAAAUUAAUGUGGGCCCAAGGCAGGCUGCCAGCGCCAAAAUGAAGGCAGCAGCGUUGCUAAAAAAGAAGCCUCUAGAGAAAGUCAAUCCCAACUCCACAAGGGGCACGGAAACGGGCAAAAGGCGGGCCAUCGAUGAGCUCAAUGAGAAAUUCUCGAACAGCGCCAAGCGUCAGAAGAUUGAGGAAGAGGAUCGCGAACUAAUGCGUAAAUCUCGCAUCGAAAAGAUCAUGGCUGCCACCUCAACGCACACAAAUCUUGUGGAGAUGCGAGAGCGUGAGGCACAGGAAGAGUACUUUAACAAGUUGGAGCGCAAGGAGGCCAUGGAAGAGAAGAUGCUGAGCACUUACAAGAUGCCCUGCAAGGCCGUCAUCUGCCAAGUGUGUAAAUACACUGCCUUCUCGGCUGCCGAUCGGUGCAAGGAGGAGAAACAUCCCUGAAGGUGGUUGAUGCCGAAAGCGUUUCUUCCAGUGCAAAGAUUGUGGGAAUCGUACCGCCACAGUAUUCAAAUUACCCAAACAGAGCUGCAAAAACUGCAAGGGUUCCAAAUGGGAACGAGCGGCCAUGAUACGAGAAAGGAAAGUGCUUACCGGUCGCGAGUCCCUGUCUGUGCGUGGUGAUGAGGAGUGCUUCCUGGGCAGUGUGGCCAACAGUGCCAAUCUCAAUCUGCUAGUUCCCGACGAGGAAUAAACCAGGCAAGAUUUUGAUUAUUAUUUUUAUAGUUUAGGGUUAUUUUAUGUAUUUUAUGUAUUUUAAAGUUUAUUACCAAAUAUUUACAGUCUGUUUUGAUGGCUAUUUGGCAUAAAUAAUUAAGUACAAGGCUUUCUUUUUUAAAUAUAAAUUUGUGUGCCUGUGAGAGACUGUUGGUGCAGGCUAUAAAUACAGAAAAGAUGUACCAGGUGUACACAGUAAUGAUAAUUGUGAAAGUCCUUUAAAUAAAUUUGAUAUCAUAGAUGUGUGACUGAAUGCAAAAAUCAA
Drosophila serrata is the source of this 2765-nucleotide messenger RNA. RefSeq names its product minichromosome maintenance 10 homolog (gene Mcm10). Gene Ontology annotation, molecular function: single-stranded DNA binding; DNA replication origin binding. Gene Ontology annotation, biological process: DNA replication initiation; DNA replication. Gene Ontology annotation, cellular component: nucleus; nuclear replication fork. The record is from RefSeq and is a predicted model, not a curated record. NCBI's taxonomy places the organism in Eukaryota, Metazoa, Arthropoda, Insecta, Diptera, Drosophilidae.